Messenger RNA from Seminavis robusta, 1269 nucleotides. Lineage: Eukaryota; Bacillariophyta; Bacillariophyceae; Naviculales; Naviculaceae. The record is from the annotation of a GenBank genome assembly.
AUGUUGUUCUCCAAAGUCAUCUUCGCUGCUCUUACAUUUUUUGGUGCUAUUCUGCCUCACACUCUUGCUGUCCGUUACGAUUCUGGAGUAAUCAACAAAAUCAUGACUCAUUAUGGUGACGACAUCAUUGUGGUCAACGACAACUUUGAAAUCUGUGAUGUUGACAUUGAAGUAGACUUUGAAGGGUGGGUUGCCACUGGUCACCUGGAAAUCGACGUUACAUUCCAGAGCGCUGUUAAAAAUUUUGGUGCGCGUAGAUUGGCAAACACUCUAUGUGAUGCUGUUGGUGAAGCACAUGUAGUUUUCGAUGAUGAUGGAAGCCCCAAUCCGAUUGGUUGCAGUUCGAACCUUGUGAAUGAUGGAUCUGCUAUUCAACCAGCGGAAACCCUUGACUUUUAUAAUGGCUUGUCUUCACAAGGCAACUGGCGACUGGAUUUGAAAAGACUCUUUUUCGGUACACUAAAUCAAUGGGCAUUGAUUCUCACCCCUUGUACCAACAGUCCAACAGCAUCUCCCACUGAUGCUUCAAGUGAUGGAGCUGGGACUGGCGAUCCCCACUUCAAGACCUGGGCAAACAAGUGGUAUGAUUUCCAUGGAGAAUGUGAUUUGGUCUUCAUCAGUAACCCAAAGUUCUCCCAAGGAACUGGACUGGAGAUCCACAUUCGCACCAAGGCCCGCUUCCAGUACUCCUUCAUUGAGUCUGCUGCUGUCCAGAUCGGAACUGAUAUCUUGGAGGUUGGUGCCUAUGGUGGAUACAUGUUGAAUGGUAUCUCCAAUGCCGAGCUGGAUAAGAUGGAUAAGUACACAGUCUCUCAUGAAAAGGUCAGCCCCAAGCAAGAUGUAUUCACGAUUGAACUUGGAAAAGGCAAGCAAAUUGUGGUCCAGUCCUUCAAGGAUCUCGUCAGUGUCAAGACAGUGGGUGCCAGCUUGGAGGAAUACGGCGAUAGCAUGGGUCUUUUGGGAGAAUUUGGUUCCGGUAAGUGGCUUGCCCGUAAUGGAACAGUCAUUUCCAAGGCUGAUGCCUUUGGAAUGGAAUGGCAAAUUCUGGAGUCGGAACCCAAGCUUUUCCAAACCCAGAGGUCCCCCCAGUGGCCCAUGCAGUGCACUAUGCCGAAUAAUGAGAAGGUUGGUCGUCGUGGACUUGGUGAAUCCAUUGCUGAGGCUGCUGCUGAGAAGGCCUGUGAGCAUUGGGGAGACCUCAAGGACCAGUGUGUCUAUGAUGUCAUGGCGGCUGGAGACUUGGAGCUGGCCGAGGCUGGAGCAUUCUAA